Molecule: messenger RNA, 2642 nt
Organism: Scleropages formosus (Asian bonytongue)
Lineage: Eukaryota; Metazoa; Chordata; Actinopteri; Osteoglossiformes; Osteoglossidae
Product: myotonin-protein kinase-like
Exons: 15
Coding region: 359-2155 (598 amino acids)
Biological process (GO): actomyosin structure organization; peptidyl-threonine phosphorylation
Cellular component (GO): cytoplasm; cytoskeleton
Molecular function (GO): protein serine/threonine kinase activity; ATP binding
Source: RefSeq, a predicted model, not a curated record
AGGACUGAAGUCAGAUCUGGAAUCACAGUAGCCUUCACAGAUACUGUAUAAAGAAAGAGAGCUGUGCACAGAGGCCAGACAACGGUGGAGACAGACCGAGAGAACGAGACUGAGAUAGAGCAGGGGACGGCGCAGGUAAAAACCAGAGUCGAACAACAGCCAAACAGUUUCAGGGAGGAGGGUGGGACAGGACAGUCCUGAAGAAGACAGGCAACAGGGAGACACCGCAGAGAACGACACCAGUGAGACGGAGAAGCUGGAAGCGAAAAGAAAGCUGAAAGGGGUCCCUGGGUUUUGCUCAGGGGGUCCUAUGGGUCCGAGGGGCUGCUGAGCACCAUCGGGAGCAAAAGGUGGAGUCAUGUCUGCAGACUCCAGGCCUGGAGAGACGGCCAUGCCGGGUGGACCGCAAACCUCAGGGCCGGUGGGUCUACAGACCUUGCUGGAUCUGCUGGUGGGCGUGUACGAGGAGUUCCAGUCCUCACCCUUCUCCAGGGAGAAGUAUGUCUCCGGCUUUCUCCAGUGGGCUGAGCCCCUGGUAAGACAAGUGAAGAAAACUCGCAUCCAGAGGGGAGACUUUGACAUCCUCAAGGUGAUUGGCAGAGGCACCUUCAGCGAGGUUGCUGUGGCACGCAUGCGCCAGACACAAAGGGUGUAUGCCUUGAAGAUUAUGAACAAAUGGGACAUGCUCAAGCGUGGGGAGACAGCUUGUUACCAGGAGGAGAGGGAGGUCUUGGUUAGGGGAGACCGGCACUGGAUCACAGAGCUGCAUUAUGCCUUCCAGGAUGACAACUACCUGUACCUCGUGAUGGACUAUUACAUAGGGGGUGAUCUUCUGACACUUCUGAGCAAAUUUGGGGACCACAUUCCAGAGGAUAUGGCCCAGUUCUACCUGGCAGAGAUGGUGAUGGCCAUUGAUUCAGUCCACAGGUUGGGUUACGUGCACAGGGACAUCAAACCUGACAACGUGCUACUGACUGCAGAAGGCCACGUGAAGCUGGGAGACUUUGGGUCUUGCCUGUGCAUCCAAGAAGACGGCAUGGUUCACUCCACCCUAGCAGUGGGGACCCCAGACUACCUGUCCCCUGAGAUCCUGCAGGCAGUGGAGAGCGGGCAGGGAUAUGGGCCAGAGUGUGAUUGGUGGGCGCUGGGUAUCUGCGCCUUUGAGAUGCUGUUUGGCACCACACCCUUCUAUGCUGAGUCCCUGGCUGAGACCUAUGCAAAAAUCAUCCACUUCCAGGAGCACUUUGAGUUCCCACCGUCGGCCGCUGAAGUUUCAACACAGGCAUGCUCACUCAUCCGGGGGCUGAUCUGCGACCGGGAAAAACGUCUUGGGCGGAGAGGCGCCACGGACUUCAAGAGCCAUGCCUUCUUCCAGGGCUUGGACUGGGGCUCCCUGCAGCACUGCCCAGCCCCCUUCCAGCCCAAGGUGUCCAAUGCCACUGACACCUCCAACUUUGAUGUGGUGGAUGACUUCCUCAGUGAAAUGGAGACUCUUGAUGACAUGAUGGACAGUCCGCCUGCAGGGGUCCACCUGGCCUUUGUCGGCUACUCAUACACAGCCACCAGGGAAACAGGUGCCCAAGACCGCAGCCUUGACAUCAUGAUGGAAAUCGAUCACCAGCAAAGCAUAGACCAUGAAGGCCUUCUAAUCCAAGACAAUCUGAGUCAGCUGUGGCAGCUCAGAGACCAGCUACCAGCUGAAUUACCUGCAGUGUUUGAGCGCCACCUGGCACAGAAUCAGGGUACAGCGCAGUCCUUGCAGUGUGAGGAUGAUGCGGACCAGAGUGCCGCAAAGGCUGCAGACCUUGACAGACAGCUGCAGCAGGCUGAGCGGAGAAACAAAGAGCUGGAGUCAGAGGUAGAGAGAUUGCGGUGCGAGAUACAAAGCCUCAAGAACACCAGCAGACCACCAGCAGAGCUGAGCGUCUCCCCCUCACGCCUCUCUCUGCCUGCCCACUGCCCGGACCCCGCAGGGGAUAGGAAGGUGGCAUCUCCUGCCUGCCAGUACCCCCUGGUGAUCCCUCUGCACAGGCAUCUGCUGCUGUUUCACAGGGUGCGCUGGCCGGGGGUAAUAUAUGAGGGCUACUUGCUGGUGUGUGCAGUAGGUGUGGAGCUCCAGGCCUGGGGUCGGCAGCAGAGUGCGGAGCUCUCGUAACUGGUUGGCAAUGUCUUGAGCCGUCCCCGCGACCCAGCACCGCUGUGUGCCGUACCCCUCCUAUAUACUUAUCUGGACAGAAGAGAUGAGGGGAAGGAUCAGGGCAAGACAGCAUCUGAUUACCUCAUGACGCACAGAUGCCUAGCGCAAACCCUAUGGAUAGUGGGCUCCCUCUGGGAACAGUCCUGGCUCCCCUUUUGACACACCAGUAAGAAAACGGAGGUAAAAGGACCUCCCGGCUAAAGCAAAUCACCACAUCUGUCCCAUGGGCAAAGUAAAGAGGAGUGUGGAGCACAAGGGACACUUCUGCAAAAGCUCUCAGUGGAGUCUGGACUGGUGGCAGGCAGGUUGAGGCCAAGUUUGGGGGUCACUGAGACAGAGACAGACAAGAGGGGGUAAACUGGGGACGAGCUCUGUCUGGAGAUGUGGAGCGGAAACAGAAACUGCUGGGCUUUGGAGGGUCCCACCAUACACAUAUAGAAACACA